Molecule: messenger RNA, 657 nt
Organism: Spathaspora passalidarum NRRL Y-27907
Lineage: Eukaryota; Fungi; Ascomycota; Pichiomycetes; Serinales; Debaryomycetaceae
Exons: 1
Coding region: 23-526 (167 amino acids)
Molecular function (GO): nucleic acid binding; zinc ion binding
Source: RefSeq, a predicted model, not a curated record
AGACAUCAAUAACUAAGGAAACAUGUCAAUUGUUGAGUUGCUGGCAACUGUGGAUAAGCUUGCCAAGAUUAUCAAUCAAAAGAACAAACAAUUGGAAGAUUUAAAACAGGGGUAUGAUCAGAAAUUGCAUAUUAUAAAUGAGUACAUACGAACAUUAGAGGGUUCAAUUGAAGGUGAUUCUAGCAAGGAAAGUAUACCAAAUGAAGAGUUUAUAAAGAAGAUAUCAUCCAAAGUUGAGUGUCCUAAUUGUAAGCAUGUUAUUUGGGAUAAUAUGCAAUCAGGAGAGUACGUACUCGUUCCAAAGCAUCAAUUGAAAUACUUAAUUCGGGAUACUCCACAGGCACAGACACAGGCACAUGAACCAAUUACUCCUACUACCUCCACAUCUAACGAUACUUCAUAUCGUCCCCCUAAACCGAAGAAUCGAUCCAAGAUAAAUUGCUCCUUCUGUGGAGAACCUGGUCAUACACGAGCAAAAUGCUACAAGAGAUUAACUACACCCAAGGAAGAAACUGGCAAUCCCUAAAAAACUCCUGCAUUUCUAUAGUACAUAUAUAAUUAUACAAUCAUCCUACUUUGCGGAUUGAACCAUAGCUUCUAUAAACGUAGUUAGUAUCAUAUCAUAAAUAAAACACGGAAACUUUUGUACAUACCUCU